Molecule: messenger RNA, 754 nt
Organism: Pongo pygmaeus (Bornean orangutan)
Lineage: Eukaryota; Metazoa; Chordata; Mammalia; Primates; Hominidae
Gene: APOBEC3A
Product: apolipoprotein B mRNA editing enzyme catalytic subunit 3A
Exons: 5
Coding region: 48-647 (199 amino acids)
Biological process (GO): DNA cytosine deamination; defense response to virus; negative regulation of single stranded viral RNA replication via double stranded DNA intermediate
Cellular component (GO): cytoplasm; P-body; nucleus
Molecular function (GO): cytidine deaminase activity; zinc ion binding; RNA binding
Source: RefSeq, a predicted model, not a curated record
CACAGGAGCGGGAGCACACAGACCAGGAACUGAGAAGGGACAAGCACAUGGAAGCCAGCCCAGCAUCUGGGCCCAGACACUUGAUGGAUCCACACGUAUUCACUUCCAACUUUAACAAUGGCAUUGGAAGGCAUAAGACCUACCUGUGCUACGAGGUGGAGCACCUGGACAAUGGCACAUGGGUCAAGAUGGACCAGCACAGGGGCUUUCUACACAACCAGGCUAGGAAUCCUCUCUAUGGCUUGGACGGCCGCCAUGCGGAGCUGCGCUUCCUGGACCUGGUUCCUUAUUGGCAGUUGGACCCGGCCCAGAUCUACAGGGUCACUUGGUUCAUCUCCUGGAGCCCCUGCUUCUCCUGGGGCUGUGCCAGGCAAGUGCGUGCAUUCCUUCAGGAGAACACACACGUGAGACUGCGCAUCUUCGCUGCCCGCAUCUAUGAUUACGACCCCCUAUAUAAGGAGGCGCUGCAAAUGCUGCGGGAUGCUGGGGCCCAAGUCUCCAUCAUGACCUACGAUGAAUUUCAGCACUGCUGGGACACCUUUGUGGACCACCAGGGACGUCGCUUCCUGCCCUGGAUUCGACUACAUGAGCACAGCGAAGCCCUGAGUGGGAGGCUGCGGGCCAUUCUUCUGAAUCAGGGAAACUGAAGGAUGGGCCUCAGUCUCUAAGGAAGGCAGAGACCUGGGUUGAGCAGCAGAGGAAAAGAUCUUCUUCCAAGAAAUGCGAACAGGCCGUUCACCACCAUCUCCAGCUG